GCAGACACAUAUUGGCAAUGUUUAUUAAAUAUUCCACACAGAAUUUUAUAAAUGCGCAGACUGAUCGCGAGCGACUACCAAGAGCUUAUUCAUUGUGCCAAAGUUUGUGGACCGGUGAACACAUCCAUAUUAGUUGACGACUUCUACUUGUAUUCUUCUAAAUUUCGAACUUUGGCAUUUUCGUUGUGCGUGGCAUAAUAAAUUAAUGAAUCGAAGCAGUAAUCAACGGCAAACAUGUUAUCGAGGCAUUUAAAGCAAAGUCAUCACAUCGGUUGGCGUCAUUUGCGCGUUUCAAGGGUACUAACUUUUGCAGCGCAAGUAGAGUCUAAGCAAAACAAUGCAAGUGAUGUGGACUUGGAGAACGCACGGCCGUACUCAGAAGUGCCUGGGCCAAGCAAAUUCGAGUUGAUACGUUUAUUUAUGCCUGGAGGUUUAUUUUCCAAAAAACCAUUUUUUACUGCCAUUCGGGAAAUGGAAAAGACAUAUGGACAGAUUUUUCGGUUUCCCGGCAUAUUUGACAAACCUGAAGUUGUAAUUAAUUUAAACCCCUCGGAUUAUUCGAAUAUUUUUCGUAAUGAAGGAUUAUGGCCCGAUCGCCGCAUUUUCGAAACUAACCUUUAUCAUCGUGAAAAACAUCGGCCCGAAUUGUUUAAGGGAGUCGAGGGUAUUGUAUCCACGUGAGUAUCCUAACCCGUACACAUAUAGAUAUCG
Bactrocera tryoni is the source of this 711-nucleotide messenger RNA. RefSeq names its product probable cytochrome P450 12e1, mitochondrial. Gene Ontology annotation, molecular function: monooxygenase activity; iron ion binding; oxidoreductase activity, acting on paired donors, with incorporation or reduction of molecular oxygen. The transcript has 3 exons. Bases 235 to 681 code for a protein of 148 amino acids. NCBI's taxonomy places the organism in Eukaryota, Metazoa, Arthropoda, Insecta, Diptera, Tephritidae. The record is from RefSeq and is a predicted model, not a curated record.